CUAUUAUGCGAACGAAUGUGUUUUUGUUUUGUUAGGGAAAAGCGUGCUCAUAAAAGCAAUCGACUGGUUUGAUUAUAACUAAAUAUUGAAAGUAUUCAAAUCUUGAAUGGAAGUACAUAUACAACUGUAAAAUUCAAAAACCUAACACUUGUGCCGAUCUCAGCUUUUUGCAUAGUACAUCGUUCGCAGUGGUAGGAGCCACUGAUAGUUAAUGCAUAACUAAAUUUCCCGCCAAUAGUGUGCAUUUUCUCAAUCGAUUACUGAAAAAUGUCCAAACAUGCGCAUGCAAGUAUUCCUUGUGAUGAAAAAAAUGUGGAAAUAAAGGCAAGAAUUGGAAGUGACCAAGAAUUUGAACGUCGAGUGGAAAUAGCACGUGAACUUACAAAGUCUACCGGCGAGUUACUGGAGCAGAAGGAUGUGUUUUUUAACCUUCUAGACGAGAUUGAUGGUACAAGACUUAAACUGCGCUACCUACAGCCGCCAAAACCCUCGCAGUUGAUUUAUUAUGUACGCCCCAAUAAGACCGGACCAAAACUCUCAACAUUCAAUCGAGUCGAUGUAGAAGAUCCCGUAUUGCUUGAGAAGAUUUUGGCAAAAAGUAAUGGCAUAAAAGGAGUAUUGGAGAAAAAGCGCUAUUUAUUUCUACACGGUCAAACGCGUAUACAUAUGGAUAAAGUGAUAAAUUUAGGUAACUUUAUGGAAUUCGAAGUUUGCCUGCGGCCAGACCAGUCGAUAGAAGAGGGGCAGCAAAUAGCUAACGAGUUGAUGAAAAUAUUUAAUAUACGUGAGGAAGACUUAAUGGCUGGUGCUUACUUUGAUGAACUAAUGAAUAUAAAUCUUUAAGUAAUAUUUUUAACAUUUUCUUUGGAAUUUUUUUUCGAAAUAUGCAUUAUAUACAAACAUACAUACUCAACUAGAAAUAAAUCGGUUUUACUUAAU
Messenger RNA from Anastrepha ludens (Mexican fruit fly), 939 nucleotides. RefSeq lists its product as uncharacterized. NCBI's taxonomy places the organism in Eukaryota, Metazoa, Arthropoda, Insecta, Diptera, Tephritidae. The transcript has a single exon. Bases 268 to 843 code for a protein of 191 amino acids. The record is from RefSeq and is a predicted model, not a curated record.